Electrophorus electricus (electric eel) is the source of this 5132-nucleotide messenger RNA. NCBI's taxonomy places the organism in Eukaryota, Metazoa, Chordata, Actinopteri, Gymnotiformes, Gymnotidae. The record is from RefSeq and is a predicted model, not a curated record.
UUAGUCAGCCGUCGUUUUGUUUCUAGUGUGGUUUUGUUUGUUUUGUUGGCCUUGGUCACUCCCGACGUGAUUGCACCAGUUUAUUGACUUUAAACACCAAAAACUUGUAAAUACACUAGAUCUUUGCUGUCAACUUUGUCUGGUUAUUCAUCCCAUUACUCAUUUCUACUGUUGCACUACUCAAAAUCCCAUGUUACGGCCUCCCAGCCUAGACAGGGCCGUAACAUAAUUGGGGGCUUGUCCUUUUGUUUUGGUGGGGUUUUUUUUGUGUAUUUUUUUUUUUUUUCUGUGCUGGUUGGUGGUUUUCUCUUGUGGGUGGGGUGACUGUGUGUCGUGUGCAGUUUAGGUUUUUCCAUAGUGUGUUGGAAACAUUUUUGUUAGGAUGGCAAGUUUUGAUUUGUCUGGCUUUACUCUUUGUCCUACCCUGAAGCAGUUUGACCUGUGUAGAAAGGCAGACCUGUUGAUACUAGCAGAUUUCUUUGAUGACGUGGUGACCCAUUCAGUUACAAAACGAGAGAUCAAGGAAGUCUUAGAGGCCUGUUUGGUACAAGAGGGCAUUUUGCCAGAACUGGGUGGUCCUGUUGGUGUUGCGGUGAACCUGACACAGGGCAUGUAAUGGUGGAAACCAGAGACGACUCUCUGGUCCGCUCAUGCAGAGAGCCUCAGGUCAUCCAGUUUCCUGGUGGUGACCCGAUGCUGGCUUUGAAACUAAAGGAAGUGGAGCUGGAAAUGAGACAGGAACGUGAGACAGAGUUACUGAGGGUGUGGAACUUACAGCUUGAGGUUAAAAAGGCAAAUAAGGAGGGAGCGAUCUGGAGGCAUAGCCUGGGUCUGGAGGGUCCUAUUCCUCGUCCCUGGAAGUUCUCCUCCCCUAUGCCAGAUGGCUUGGCUAACGGCAGUACCUGAUCCUGAGAUGCCAGAUCUCAUGUGACAAAAGGAGCUGGCUGUGGCUCAGAGAGCAGACAGCACCCUUUUACAAUGCUUCACCUUUGCAGAUGAACAAAGAGAAAAAGCUACAGGAUAUACCAGUGAGUAUUACCUUGAAAAUGACGUGUUAAUGCGAAAAUGGUCUUCGAUUGACCCUAGUGAAGAGUGGAACACAGUGACGCAAAUGGUGGUACCAGACAAAUACCGUGCCUAUAUUUUGUUUGUAGCAUAUGAUCACCCCUAGUCAGGUCAUCUGGGUGUGCGAAAGACCACACAGUGGAUUUGGAGACAUUUUUUUUGCCCAUCAAUCCGAAAAGACAAGGUGAAUUACUGUCAGUCUUGUAAUACAUGCCAACUGGUUGGGAAACCAAACCAGGUUAUUCCACCUGCACCAUUUGGUUUCAAUUCCUGUGGAGGGUGAACCCUUUGAACGGGUUCUCAUAGAUUGUGUAGGUCCCCUGUGAAAGACACGGGCAGGACAUCGUUACUUGUUGACUUUAAUGUGCACCACCACUAGGUACCCAGAAGCGAUCCCCCUUCAUUCACUUAAAUCUAAAGCUGUGAUUAAAGCAUUGAUUAAGUUCUGUACUACCUUUGGCCUACCUAAAUGUAUCUAAUCUGACAGAGGGACUAAUUGCACCUCAAACCCAUUCACUCAAGUAACACGUGAUUUUAAAUAUCCAACACCACUUCUCCAGUGCAUAUCACCCUGAGUCUCAGGGUACAUUGGAAAGGUUCCAUCAGACUUUCAAAAAUAUGCUGAGGUUGUACUGUGCUGAGUAUGAUAGAGUGGGAUGAAGGUGUUCCUCUGCUCCUUUUUGCUAUCCGUGACAGUUCAAGAGUCUUUGGGGUUCAGCCCUAAUGCAUUACUUUUUGGACGCACAGUGCAUGGUCCAUUGAAGGAUUUAUAUGACCAAUGGUUGUCAUCCAGUCCCUGAGAUAGUGUGCACCUUUGUGAUUUCUCUGGCAAAUUACAUAAUAGAUUGCACUUUGUUCAACAACUAGCCAAACGCAACCUUAAUGAUUCUCAGGCAACUAUGAAACUAAUUUAUAACCAAAAAGCUGUUGGUCAUUCAUUUGAGGUUGGUGACAAGGUAUUAGCCCUUUUGCCUAUGUCGGGAUCUUUCUUACGUGCACGCUUUGCAGGUCCCUAUGUGAUGGAGAAAAGAUUGUCCCCUACCACUUAUGUUUUGGCUACCCCUGAUCGUAGACGAAAGACACGUAUGUGCCAUAUCAAUUUGCUAAAGCCCUAUGUGGAUCGAGAUGUGGUUUCUUCAUCAUCAUCAAUCCUUCGUAUCCUGGCAAUGGUUAUGGUUGCUGCUGAGUAUUCCCCUGAACAAGGUUACACGUGGCUCGCAACUGUCUACCGUGUGCACUUCUACCCAAUUCAGAAGCCCUACAAUGUCUCCCAGAGAAGCUGUCAGACUUGUCACCCUCAGCUAGGGAUGAUCUCUUUGCUCUCACUGAGAGAUACCCAUCCCUAUUUUCUGAUACCCCUGUGUACUCCUGUUGGUCAGCAUGAUAUAGAUGUAGGCUCACACCCUCCGAUUAAACAACAUCCCUAUCAGGUAAACAUGCUUUCAGGAAACAGCAUAUCUGCUUGAUAAUGGUUUAGCCAUCCAUAGUAAUAGCCCUUGGUGUUCCCCAUCUUCUGGUUCCGAAACCUAAAGGAACUUUUCACUUUUGCACACAUUUUCGUAAAGUGAAUGAUAUUACAGUAGAGGAUUCAUUCCCCAUGCCUUGUAUGGAAGACUGUGUUGACAGAAUAGGAUCUUCUAAUUUCAUGAGUAAGGUCGACCUCCUAAAGGGUUAUUGGCAGGGGUCACUUACACCUCGCGCCUCAGACAUUUCAGCGUUUGCCACCCCUGAUAAAUUCCUGCAGCCCUUUGGUUUCAAAAAUGCACCUUUAACCUUUCAGCAACUUAUGAAUAUUGUUAGGUGAUGUCCUGAAUUGUGAAGCCUACCUGGAUGAUGUAGUUGUUUAUACGCAAAUGUGCAGUCAACACCUGCAAAAAUUAGAAAUGGUUUUUGGAAAGUUGCAGGACGCGUCGCUUGUUUUGAAUCUAGACAAAUGCGAUUUUGGUAAGGGUGAGGUAGCAUAGUUGGGCAAACUGGUUGGCCAUGGGAUGGUUCGUCCUUUGGAUGCCAAAGUCCAGGCCAUUCUGUCCUUUCCCAGAGUUUUUACACCAGGACUCAUUGAUAUAAAUGCAUACUCCUCCGCCGCGUGUUUUUCCGGAAAGUGCAUUGUCUCUAUCGGCACGGAUUGAGACUAAUCCAUCCAGAUGAAUGGCGGCAUCUGGAAUACUGUCGCAGAGCCACGUUUCGGUAAAGACUAAAACACAGCAGUCUCUGAACUCUCGCAUUGUAGUCUGCUGGAGUUUGAUGUAGUCCAGUUCAUUAUCCAAGGAGCAGACAUUUGAAAGGAAUAGAGACGGUAGAGCUGGUCUGCUAGGAUUAGCUUUUAUCCUAGCACGGACCCCAGCUCGCUUCCCCCGCUUCUGCUUCCUUGCACAACGCUUGCGGUGUCUCCCCCUUCGGCAUUCAGACUUAGGCGACGCCGUGGUCUGCAGGCCUGGUACGCAUAGCAAACCGAGCUCACAGAGCGUCUGAAGCACGCCGUCGUCCAGGAUUUUAAACCGCUAAAAUGAUUAGCCAGAAUACCAAAAAUAUCCUGGUGGUGCCUUUUGGAUUUUUAUCCUUAUUCACUGCAUAUGGAGGGCUGCAGAGUCUACAGAGCAGUCUAAAUGCAGAGGAAGGAAUGGGAGUCAUAUCACUGAGUGUCGUCUAUGGAAGCAUUAUUCUAUCCUCCAUGUUCCUGCCUCCCAUUAUGAUAAAAAAUCUGGGCUGCAAAUGGACUAUCUUUAUCUCAAUGGCUUGUUACAUAUCUUAUUCCUUUGGAAACCUCUUCCCUGGGUGGGCAGCCUUGAUUACUACAUCUGUUCUUCUGGGUUUGGGAGGUUCACCACUUUGGUCUGCCAAAUGCAGCUACCUCACCAUCAGCGGAAACAUACAGGCAGAGAAAGACAAGAAAGGCCAGGAUAUCAUCAACCAGUACUUUGGCAUCUUCUUUCUCAUCUUCCAGUCCUCUGCCGUGUGGGGAAAUCUUAUGUCUUCUCUCAUAUUUCAACAGGACUCUAAUAUAGGUGAUAUUUCUGAGGAGACACUGCAGUACUGUGGAGCAGCACUCUGCAAUGAGAACUUCACAACCGUGGGAAACUUCACCCGGCCUGAGCAGCACCUAGUCAACAUACUGCUGGGGUGCUACAUUGGUGUGGGGGUCCUGGCGAUGGUGCUCAUUGGAGUUUUUCUGGACAACAUUGAUGGAAUUAUGGCCCGCGACUUUCGAAGAAACAGAGGCAAUCAUUCCUUCUGCAGUACCUUUCUGGCCACUUUCAGGCUCUUGCAAGGUAAGAGGUUGAUAAUGCUCAUUCCAUUGACCAUGUACAGUGGAUUUGAGCAAAGCUUCCUUUCUGGUGAAUACACUAAGAAUUAUGUGAUCUGUGCAAUGGGAAUCCAUUAUGUUGGUUUUGUGAUGAUCUGCUUUGGUGCUGUAAACGCGCUGAGCUCCUAUGCCUUUGGGAGGCUGUCUCAGUACACAGGAAGAAUUGCCCUCUUUUGCUUUGCUGCCUUGAUAAAUCUGAGCUGUGCAAUCGCCUUGCUGUUCUGGAAGCCCCAUCCAGACCAACUGCCUGUCUUCUUCGUGUUUCCUGCUCUUUGGGGCAUGGCAGAUGCUGUGUGGCAGACACAAACUAACGCACUGUAUGGCAUUCUCUUUCCCAAGCACAAGGAGGCAGCAUUCGCUAACUAUCGCAUGUGGGAAUCUUUGGGCUUCGUGAUAGCGUUUGCAUACAGCACAUUCAUCUCUCUAUCCACAAAAAUAUACAUUCUUAUAUCAGUUCUAGCACUGACCAUGUUAACUUACAUUUGGGUUGAGUACAAUGAGUACAAGAAUCCUACUGUAUCUGCAAUACAAAUAUGUGACGAUUUAGAAGAGAAACACGUCAAAGGCACCCCUGCAAAUGUGAAAAUUAUUUGCCAGACACUUAUGUAAAUAUAGACAUGUUUUUAACGACACUUGUAUAAUCUGUAUAAAUAGUCAAACCUACAUGUCAACAUAUUCGUUCCUGGAGACCUGCUGAGUUAAAUUUCAGUGUAAUCCCUGCAGGCUGCUAGAUCUGGAGGAACAGGUUUGGGCAAAAAAAAAA